Messenger RNA from Triticum aestivum (bread wheat), 1203 nucleotides. RefSeq lists its product as uncharacterized. Lineage: Eukaryota; Viridiplantae; Streptophyta; Magnoliopsida; Poales; Poaceae. Gene Ontology annotation, molecular function: Hsp70 protein binding. The record is from RefSeq and is a predicted model, not a curated record.
UUUUGGACUUUCCAAAAAUGCCCUCCAACCGUUCCACUCGUUCCCCUCCCAGAUCACCUCCUCUCGGCCACCUCUCCUCAACUUACCCGUCGUCGCCGGCCUCUCCUCUCCCCACCACCGCGUGCUUCCUCCCUUUCUUCCUACCACCGCCGCCACCCCGUUUUCUCCCAUGGCGUGCGCCAGAAAUCUAGCAUCCCAAGGUCAAAAGAUUAAAUUUUUAGGCGCCGACGAGGAGCUUCUGGGCGGCGGAGGCGCUGGAUCCGCGUGCGUCGACGCCGCCGACGAAGCGACAUGGAUCCGGGCGGGAUGCUGCUGGAGGACUUCGAGCGGGUGGACCUGACGCGCAUCCGCGAGGUGCUGGCCAACUACCAGGAGGGCACCACCGCGCUGCGCGAGCUCAUCCAAAACGCCGACGAUGCCGGGGCCUCGCGGGUCCGCGUCUGCCUCGACCUCCGCGCCCACGGCGCCUACUCGCUGCUCGCCCCGGCGCUCGCGCAGUGGCAGGGUCCCGCCCUGCUCGCGCACAACGACGCCGCCUUCACCGACGACGACUUUGCCAGCAUCUCCCGCAUCGGCGGCAGCAAGAAGACGGGACGCUUCGCCGACAGCAGAGGAGUAUCGGGAGAGGAGAUGAACCUGGGGCGAGCAAAAUUGAGUUCAGCACCAGCGCCGAGUACUCCAGCGGCAGUAGUGCCUGAGCACCCAGCUCGCCUACACCUCGGCACGGGCGAGGAAGAGCUCAGCACCAGCUCACCUCCACCUGGGCGGGGGCGAGGAAGAGCCCAACACCAUCUGGGGAGGAAGAUCCUGGGCGAGGGGAUCCUGGACGUGGGAGAGGAGGAGAUCCUGGGCGUGGGAGAGGAGGAGGACAUGCUGGUGCAGGGGGCGAAGGUGGGGGGCGGAGGUGGUGGAGGAUUCAAAAUUAGAGAGCAACGGGGAGCUUGAUGUAAUGGCCUUUCUGCUAACCCUCCCAGAGUAUCGUUGAACUACAUGGGCUAGUCCGGUGGCGGAUCGCCUUUGCCUCUGUGAAAUGUUUAGUGGUGAGCUUUUAUUGGCAUAAUGUUUCGACAAGCUCUUUUUAGUGCUGAGCUUUCACAUUGAGCUUCUUUGUAUGCCUAGCGUCGAGCGAGCUGUGCAGAUAUGCUAAACUCAUUCUGAAGUUUGUUUAGGAACGCAAACUCAAUGUAGUCAAAUUUCAUUUCA